Symbiodinium sp. CCMP2592 is the source of this 1425-nucleotide messenger RNA. The record is from the annotation of a GenBank genome assembly. NCBI's taxonomy places the organism in Eukaryota, Dinophyceae, Suessiales, Symbiodiniaceae.
AUGCCAGUGAGUUGCGGGAGGCGGCUCAGCGCGCCACCGACCCAACUGAAAGCGUUGCCGCAGCUUCGAGCUGUGAUACAAUGGGCAAUGCAUGCUCAGUCCAACAAGACAGUUGACAUUCGCGACAUACGAGACUUUUCCCUGGCUCUUGCAGGCUUUGUGGUGUCUGCUGCAGGCUUUGUGGUCUCGUACGCCUCCUCGGACUUUCGCAUGAAGCGUUUGGCCGUAAAGAAGUUCAUGGCGCUCUAUCGGCCGCCAAGGCCGAAGAGCAAAGUUGUUCACCGCGAGACCAUGACAGCCAUCAAGAACCGCGUUCAGAACUGGAAGCAGGAGGAGCAUGCGACCAUCGUGAGUGGCCGCUACAAAUGCGGGAAGACAGUGGCCGUGCAAGAGGCCUUGCGCGAUGUGCGCGGGGUGUGGGGCUUCACGAUCGAGGUGGAAGAUUGGAAGCCCGUCCUGUACCAAGAGCUUGGCGUGAAGGACUCCAACAUGUUUCGUGAGGUGCUUCGUUGUGUCCGCACCAAGUUGCAGAAGAAGAAGUAUGCAAACAACCUGACUCAAUAUCCCAUCCUGCUUCUGGACAUUCCUCGAAGCGCCAAAGGAGGUAUGGACUUGGUCUCCACCGCGGCGAAGGACAUGUCGAGUGAUUCGAGCUACAAUGCACCGGCACAUGCUGUGGUGGUCGCCUCGUCUGCUGCCUCGGCUCAGGCGUUUGAUGCCGGCGGCCGCAGAUUCGACAUCUGGGUGGGCGACAUGACCCAGGGAGAGGCGACAGAGAUGCUCGAGAAGCACGAUCACAAGUCGGACGCGGCAGAAAUCAUUAACAAGUGUGCUUUGGCAUGGAAUGCUUCAGGCGGCCUCCGCGCUGGUGAUUUGGUGGAUGCAUGCAAUGAUCUGAAGAAGGGAGAUAGUCUGAGCGACAUCCAGACGCGUUUCCAAGAGAUGGCCGUCAAGGACGUGGUGAACUUCAUGAGUCUCACGCUUGAUGGAAAGCCGGUCGGCCGGCAGAUUUUGAAGGCGCUGCUUCAAAGCUCAGGCGCAGGCAUUAGGGCAGUCAUUAAUACUACUGCGUAUGAGCCGAGCGAGAUUGCGAAGCUCAUUCGCGAUAAGAAAGCACAUGCCAUCAUAUGGCAUCCUACAGAUAUGCUCUACAAGUUUGCUUCGAGCUUGCACGCGAAAAUCGCCAAAGACAAGAUGGCCCUGAUUGACAUGCCUGGUGAAAAAGAUGUCCUGAGCUUGCUUUCGUAUUGUGCUGCCUCAUGGUGCACUGAUGUGUUAUUUGAUGUACAAUUACGUGUUCCUUUUUGUUUCGUAUUUCCCUUGGAAUAUUUUGUAUUCUCCUUGGAAUACAUUUAUGUUGCCACAGGAAUGUAUUCUCAGGUGCACUUUGCACCAAAACAGUUCAAAAUAGAAUGCAGUAUAUAA